Messenger RNA from Topomyia yanbarensis, 2940 nucleotides. Its product is annotated as proton channel OtopLc-like. The transcript has 4 exons. Gene Ontology annotation, biological process: proton transmembrane transport. NCBI's taxonomy places the organism in Eukaryota, Metazoa, Arthropoda, Insecta, Diptera, Culicidae. Gene Ontology annotation, cellular component: membrane. Gene Ontology annotation, molecular function: proton channel activity. The coding region runs from base 126 to 2285 and encodes 719 amino acids. The record is from RefSeq and is a predicted model, not a curated record.
CGCUCGCUCGGGACUGCUCAGGUCCGUCGCUGUUCGUCAACUAUUUAACUUGUUUAUUGUAGAACUCGGUCCGGCACUGAAACCAUCCGAGAUCCGAGUGUGGUUUAAAGUGUCGAUCCGCGAAAAUGCCUACCGAAGGCGAUGUUGAGUCCGGAGGAGCGACACCGGUUCCAACAGCUAGGGCUACGGAAUCCGGAACCGGUGGUUCUGCCGAAGAAGCAACACGUGCCAGUUUGUAUCCCGUUAUAGACCUUGAAGACGAAAAACCGACGGCCAUCACUGCAGCCAUUCCCGCCUCAACUGCUGUGGAAGCGGAAGAAUGCAACGAGGACAGUUUCGAUCCCAGCCAUACUCCAGCCGUCGGCUUCCGGAAGCGACCGGUAUCGUUCGUGACCACCAACAACAGGGCACCGGUGGUGCAGCGAGCACUAUCCUAUCAAGCCUCCAUCGGGGGUCACUCUCACCGGUCGUACGGAUCGGCGUCGGCGGCAGAUGACCACCUGAUACCACCUCCGUCGACGGCGGAGGAAAAAUCGAAAUUUACCCGCCGCUAUCUGGCCGUCGUGACGGCCAUCAGUUAUACCCUGUUUCUGAUCGUGUUCGGUAUGAUUGUCUUCGUGACGGAUGCCGUCGAAAAUAAUGCACGCUAUCCGCUGGCGGAAGUGUUCGGACUGUACAUGGUUUCGGUGGGAAUUGUUUACUUUGUGUUUCUGUACCUGGACAUCCGAAUGCACGUGCAGCGGACUCAUCGAGCGAUCGAGGAGCUGGAACGACGACAUCGGGCUUACGAGGAGAUGAUGAAUAAGACGGCAGCGCAGUUCAACAAUGGGCCGCUGGCGUUGAAUCCUAGUGCUCCGGCGAAAAAUGUUCCACACGAUUGGGAGCUGCCGAAGCUGGAUCCGAUUCCGCAUAAUUAUUGCUUUGUGAGUGGCAGGCAUGGGGAGUUUAUAUAUCUGAAGCUGGGUGCUACCUGGUUCUGUUUUGGACUGUUGAUCCAUUCGGUACUGUUGCUUUCCUACCAAGGAAUUCUGAUGAACAGCACCGACGGGAAGUGGGCAGUGUGUGCCUCGAAUUCAACGAUUGCGCUGGAAGUACUGUUUCUAUGCUACUGUCUAUUUUUGGUGUUCUUUUUCUGGAAGUACGCCAACGUUGUGAUUAACCAUUAUCGUGGAUUGGCUCGCUUUGGAUUGAUGCACGCAAUCGGAACGGCACUUGCCUUCUGGAUCUACACGAUUGUUCGAGAAACUCAUCUGGCAAUUCGAAUUAAGGCAUCCUAUAAAAGCCCAGCCAACGGAGACGUUGAUCCGGUGGGUUUAGCUUUGCUGAUUUGUCCGGGACCGGAAGAUCUCAAUGCAAUCCUGACGACGUUUUCACCCUAUCUCUACCCGUUCGUCAUUGAGUUCAACAUCCUGAUCGUCGGAUUGCUGUACAUGAUCUACGCUAAUAUUAAUCGCUGUCCGAAGAAACUAUCCACCAAAGGACACGGUGGACAUGGACAUGGUCACGGUAGCACCCAUAGCGGCCACGGAGAUAGUGACAGUGUCUGUUCCGAGACACAGACUAAAUCGAUUGACCACGACACGGAAGUGAAAGGAAAAAUGGUCGUUUACGGCGAUUGUCAUGCGACCAGUCGGGGCUUAUUCGCUGGUUUGCUUCUUGUCGUGGCUACCAUCGUCGUCAUUAUUUUGUUUCACAUUGCCGCCAGAGAUGAUGACUAUCGGGACAUAGGCGUUCUGCUGGACUCCAUAUUCGAGGUGACGGUCCUUGGAAUUAUGACCCUGGCUGUGAUACUCGCGUACUUCCAAACCUCAAAACUGGACAUCAAUCAACAUCCAAUCUCCCGGUUGGACGACGUUCUGCUUUUCAUCGCUAUUCCAGCCUUCUUUUCCGAAACGUUCUUCAGCAUGAUACCGGCAUUUGAGAACCAAUCGAUUCUGAACGGAUUUAUUAUCUUCACUCAGCUACUUCAGAUUCUGGUACAGACGCCGUGGAUUAUCGACGCCUUGCGCAGGUGCUCCAAUGCUCCGGAGUUACGGAAAGAGAAACCCGGCAAAGAACUGGUAACCUUUUUGACCAUCGCGAACGUCGCACUUUGGAUUUAUUUGUCAUUCUCCGUCAAAACGGGUGAUUUCGGGGAUGAGAGAUACGAGUACUACGGAGACCUGCUGUGGUCCAUACUGAAUCACUUAUCGCUGCCGCUUAUCAUGUUCUAUCGGUUCCACGCAUCGGUCUGCCUGGUGGAUAUUUGGAGGCACUCGUACGAGCCGGGGGAAUUUGCCCACUGAUGCCCACGCCGGGGCGCAAAGAUUAGGUCCGAGGGAUCUCGAAUGAUAUUAGCUUUCUGGCUGGCUAGAAGUAAAUAAACGAAAGACGAAAAUAUAACUGACGAUAGAUAACGAAUGAAAGAAAAAAAUCGCGAUAGUGUAAAGUUAGAUCGGCUAUCUUCGUGUCGAUAUACGGUAUACUUACUGAUAAAUGUAGUUGUACUGACUAUAAUACGUUCGCAAACAAUUAAAACGGAAUGAUAAAUCAAUAUCACACGAGAACCAGUCGAAUGAGUUGAUACAAGAAUUACGUCGAUCGUCGCCGUCGUCGCCGCCUGGCGUCUAUGGUCCGGGGGUGAUUGUGAUUUAUGCUGGAAGAUUAGUUAGUAUCCACGCUAAUGCGAGACUAUGAGCUGUUCCGUGCCGAAGACAUGUUUAUCAGCGUUGAAGGUCCGACGUCAUGUGCUAGGGGAUUUGGACUAGCCGAAGUGAAUGACAGAACAGCAGUAGCUGUUUCUGAGCACGCGCAAUAUUCGGUCGAUAUUGAUCCCAUUAUUCCUGGAAUUUUGGCGGCCUAUGGCUACUUAAUAGUGAAGCGGUUUUGAGAUCGUAAACUUUUGAUUAGAAUUGGUAAUGAGGCAUUGGUCUCAAACAAACCGUCGACGUAUGUUCAAUC